AUGCCUGAUCAAGAAGAGCCUUCAAUCAAUCCUAAUUCAGCUUACUACCUAAGCAACAAUGAUCUUAAUGCAUCCAAGUUAGUCAGCAUCAUCUUCGAUGGAAAAUGCUUCAAUGACUGGAAAAGGUCUAUGAUGAUAGCACUCUCAGCAAGAAACAAAUUAUGUUUUGUUGAUGGAAGCCUCAACCAACCAGCUUCAAACUCUGCAAAUUUCAGAAUAUGGAACAGGUGCAAUGAUUUGGUGAUUUCCUGGAUUUUAGCUUCAUUAGAACCUUCUAUUGCUAGAAGUGUGUUGUAUCUUAAAACAGCUAGAGAGAUAUGGUUGGAUUUAGGGGAAAGAUUUUGUCAAUCAUCAGGACCACAACUUUUCUCAGUACAACAGAAGCUGUAUGACUUGAAUCAGGAAGAUGAUGAACAUAUUUCAAGUUUUUUCACUAAGAUUAAGUUGUUAUGGGACCAACUUGAUGGCCUAGAUCCUUUACCAUCUUGUGUUUGCACAGGUUGUAACUGCACUCUAACUCAGAAACUUCUGAAGUCUCAACAGGAUCAAAGACUUAUUCAAUUCUUGAUGAAAUUGAAUGAAAAGUAUGAUCAUUCCAAAAGCACCAUUCUGAUGAUGACACCUUUGCCAACAAUAUCAAGAGCUUAUGGACUUCUUCUUCAAGAAGAGCAACAGAAAGAAGUCAACAGCAGUAGAAAUCAUGGUUUGGAAUCUACAAUUUUUGCUGCCAGAAAAUUCACUGAAAAUAAAGCAUACAAACCAACAAAUUUCAUAGUGUAA
This is a messenger RNA of Spinacia oleracea (spinach), 780 nucleotides long. RefSeq lists its product as uncharacterized. The record is from RefSeq and is a predicted model, not a curated record. The transcript has a single exon. Bases 1 to 780 code for a protein of 259 amino acids. Lineage: Eukaryota; Viridiplantae; Streptophyta; Magnoliopsida; Caryophyllales; Amaranthaceae.